Messenger RNA from Sorex fumeus (smoky shrew), 438 nucleotides. Its product is annotated as serine protease 44-like. Lineage: Eukaryota; Metazoa; Chordata; Mammalia; Eulipotyphla; Soricidae. Bases 1 to 438 code for a protein of 145 amino acids. Gene Ontology annotation, biological process: proteolysis. The record is from RefSeq and is a predicted model, not a curated record. The transcript has 4 exons. Gene Ontology annotation, molecular function: serine-type endopeptidase activity.
AUGAGGAUCUUUGGUGGAAGGCCAGCCCAUGAGAAAGCAUGGCCCUGGCAGGUGAGUUUGAGUGUCAACGGUAGACACAUAUGCGGAGGCUCGCUCAUCGCCGGGCAGUGGGUGCUGACGGCUGCUCACUGCAUUGCUGGCCACAAUGAUUAUUUGGUGAAGAUGGGAGACACAUUGGUAUUUAAUAAUACCAAUACAACAAUUCUGGCUUCGGUUCGAGACAUUGUUAUCCAUAACUCUUUUGAGAUGACAGAUUUGCGUUUUGACAUUGCCUUGGUCCUGCUAGAUUUCUCUGUGACUUUUACACCAUCCGUCCUGCCUGUAUGCCUCCCAGAACCAUCUCAGGGAGAUUCUGGGGGCCCCCUGGUCUGUGCAAUUAAUGACACGUGGUUCCAAAUGGGCAUUGUGAGCUGGGGCAUAAAAUGUGUCACCCUGUGA